Oncorhynchus keta (chum salmon) is the source of this 1131-nucleotide messenger RNA. Its product is annotated as basic salivary proline-rich protein 2-like. Bases 1 to 1131 code for a protein of 376 amino acids. The transcript has 3 exons. NCBI's taxonomy places the organism in Eukaryota, Metazoa, Chordata, Actinopteri, Salmoniformes, Salmonidae. The record is from RefSeq and is a predicted model, not a curated record.
AUGGUUUCUCCCAUAGUGAAACAGAUGAUAUCUCUGUCCUCGCCAAGACACAGUGGGGAGGGCUCAGCACAAGAUGAAGGGGAGUGGCCCAGAAGGGGAGUGGUCCAGAAGGGGAGUGGCCCAGAAGGGGAGUGGUCCAUACGGGGAGUGGCCCAGAGGGGGAGUGGCCCAGAAGGGGAGUGGCCCAGAAGGGGAGUGGUCCAUACGGGGAGUGGCCCAGAGGGGGAGUGGCCCAGAAGGGGAGUGGCCCAGAGGGGGAGUGGCCCAGAAGGGGAGUGGCCCAUAAGGGGAGUGGCUUCCAGAAGGGGAGUGUGUUCCAGAAGGGAGUGCCCCAGAAGGGGAGUGCCCCAGAAGGGGAGUGCCCCAGAAGGGGAGUGCCCCAGAAGGGGAGUGCCCCAGAAGGGGAGUGCCCCAGAAGGAGUGCCCCAGAGGGGAGUGCCCCAGAAGGGAGUGCCCCAGAAGGGGAGUGCCCCAGAAGGGGAGUGUGUUCCAGAAGGGGAGUGCCCCAGAAGGGGAGUGGCCCAGAAGGGGAGUGCCCCAGAAGGGGAGUGCCCCAGAAGGGGAGUGUGUUCCAGAAGGGGAGUGCCCCAGAAGGGGAGUGCCCCAGAAGGGGAGUGCCCCAGAAGGGGAGUGCCCCAGAAGGGCAGUGCCCCAGAAGGGGAGUGCCCCAGAAGGGGAGUGCCCCAGAAGGGGAGUGCCCCAGAAGGGGAGUGUGUUCCAGAAGGGGAGUGCCCCAGAAGGGGAGUGCCCCAGAAGGGGAGUGCCCCAGAAGGGGAGUGCCCCAGAAGGGGAGUGCCCCAGAAGGGGAGUGGCCCAGAAGGGGAGUGCCCCAGAAGGGGAGUGCCCCAGAAGGGGAGUGCCCCAGAAGGGGAGUGCCCCAGAAGGGGAGUGUGUUCCAGAAGGGGAGUGCCCCAGAAGGGGAGUGGCUUCCAGAAGGGGAGUGUGUUCCAGAAGGGGAGUGCCCCAGAAGGGGAGUGCCCCAGAAGGGGAGUGCCCCAGAAGGGGAGUGCCCCAGAAGGGGAGUGCCCCAGAAGGGGAGUGCCCCAGAAGGGGAGUGCCCCAGAAGGGGAGUGCCCCAGAAGGGGAGUGCCCCAGAAGGGGAGUGCCCCAGAUACACAGUGCAGACGAUAG